This is a messenger RNA of Hansenula anomala, 1086 nucleotides long. It is a transcript of the gene TEX1, whose product is annotated as Tex1p. Gene Ontology annotation, molecular function: protein binding. Lineage: Eukaryota; Fungi; Ascomycota; Saccharomycetes; Phaffomycetales; Wickerhamomycetaceae. The transcript has a single exon. Gene Ontology annotation, cellular component: THO complex part of transcription export complex. The coding region runs from base 1 to 1086 and encodes 361 amino acids. Gene Ontology annotation, biological process: mRNA export from nucleus. The record is from RefSeq and is a predicted model, not a curated record.
AUGUCCAAAAAGUACUUUCAAGAUCUAGUCACCACAGUGGUUCCAGACAUCAAGAGCUCUGCCAAAUCAAGUCGCUACCGUAGCGCAAAUGAGAUCAUCACAGUGGCUUGGAAUAACCCUGCAACAAGAAUAGCUUAUAGUCGAACUGAUGGUUCAAUAAGAACAUGGAAAUUGGCCAGCUGCGACCUAGUAUCAAAACAACCAGUGAUCAUUGAAGAUUGUCAUAGAAAACAAGUUGAAUCAAUCUCUUGGAAACCAACUAGUGAAUCCACUUUGGCCUCUGUUGGUAAUGAUCAAAAUGUCAAGCUAUGGAACACUGCUAGAGGUUCUUUAAUCAAAGAAAUUGACACUGGUGUAUCUAAUAACAUCGUGGUUCAAUACUCGGGUGAUGGUAAAUUUAUUGCCACUAUAAGUAGGUCUAAUGUUGUGACUAUUAUAGAUGCCAAUGCUUAUACAAUUGUGGAAUCUUUGAAACUAGAUGAAGAUAUUUAUUCAAUUUCUUGGAAUAACACUUCUUCAUUUAUAUUCUUAGGGCUGGCUGAUGGCUCAAUUCCAAUGUAUCGCUUUGAUAAUGGGAAAUUAGAACAUGUCCUUUCUUUGAAAGGACACAGAUCUUCUAUAAAAAGUUUGAAAGUUGAAGCAAGAGCAAGAUACUUAGUUGCAGGUAGUAAUGAAGGUGUUAUAUCAGUUUGGUCCUUACAAACUUUAGCUGUUGUCAAAAUAUUUGCUGAUAUUGAUCAACCAAUUGCACAAAUUGAUGUUUCAAGAGAAGGUACUUAUAUUAGUGCAACUUAUGAAGAUGGCCAAUCUAGUAGAAUUUAUGAAAUUGAAUCAGAAGAAUGUUUCCAUGAAAUACCCAAAUGUGUUGCUGGUUCUCAAACGUUCCCAAAUUUGCAAUUUUGCCCAAUCAAAACUUUGUUUGCUUACACUUCAGACGAUGGUGAUCUUUACUUGACAAAUAAACCUGGUAAAUCUAAUCUAAGAGAAAUGAGAGACAGAGAUCCAAGGGAUUCUAGAGAUUUAAGAGACCGUCCUAGAGAUUCAAGAGCAAGAGCUGAUAUGAGAACUAGAGAUAGACAUUUUUAA